Messenger RNA from Hibiscus syriacus, 729 nucleotides. RefSeq lists its product as uncharacterized. Lineage: Eukaryota; Viridiplantae; Streptophyta; Magnoliopsida; Malvales; Malvaceae. The transcript has 2 exons. The record is from RefSeq and is a predicted model, not a curated record. The coding region runs from base 1 to 729 and encodes 242 amino acids.
AUGAUUGUUAAGAUGGUGGUACUGGUUCAGAAUCCAAAUCUGAAUGUGAGUCAAUCAACAGUGGCAAUUAACCAUAACGAAAAGCUGGUGAAAUUAUGCAGAAAUAAUUUCAAGAUGUGGCAACAGAAGAUAGUUUUCUAUUUGACCACAAGGAACCUUUCAAGGUUCUUGAAAGAUCCUCAUGUUCUUGAAGAUGGAGAAGACAUUGUUGAAGCUUGGAAGAAUUCAGAUUAUAUAUGUCAGAAUAUAAUACUAAAUUGUCUUCAAGAUUCAUUAUAUCCGAUAUAUGUUGGUUAUGAAACAUCAAAGAAAUUGAGGGACACAUUGGACCACAAGUACAAAGCUGAAGAUGCUGGAACUAAAAAGUUUUUAGUUACCAAGUUCUUGAAUUUUACUAUGGUUGACUCUAAACCAGUAGUAAAACAAGCGGAGGAAUUCCAACUAUUGAUAAAUGGAAUCCUUGCCGAGAGAAUGGUCAUAGAAGAAGACAACAAAAUUACUGCCAAAAAGCUCAACAAAGAAGAGGCUGAGGCAAACGUGAUAGAAGUCAAAGACUCUAAGAAGGGAAAACAACCCAAGAAUAGGUUAAAACUGGGACCUAAAGGAGGAAUUUCCAAGAAGGAAAAAUACCAAGGGAAGUUCUUUAAAUGUGGAAAGAUGGGGCACAAAUCCUCUGAGUGUAGACAUCCAAAGAAAGCCAAAGCUCGUGAGGCUAAUGCUGUGGAAUGA